This is a messenger RNA of Chelonia mydas (Green sea turtle), 799 nucleotides long. RefSeq names its product translocase of inner mitochondrial membrane 8 homolog B (gene TIMM8B). The transcript is spliced from 2 exons. Lineage: Eukaryota; Metazoa; Chordata; Testudines; Cheloniidae. The record is from RefSeq and is a predicted model, not a curated record. The coding region runs from base 100 to 360 and encodes 86 amino acids.
CGAGCUGCUGGAGUCGGGGUUGGCCCCGCGGCGCGAGGAACCGCCCCCUUCCUUCCGGUUCCGCCGGGGAAGGUCACAGCGGCCGGAGUCGCCUUCCCAAUGGCGGAGCUGGACGGGGGCCGGGACCCCGCGGUCUCCGAGCUGCAGCGGCUGGUGGCCGCUGAGCAGCAGCGGGCGCAGUUCACCGCCCAGGUUCAUAAUUUCAUGGAAGUUUGCUGGGACAAAUGUGUGGACAAACCUGGCUCAAAGUUGGACUCCAGAACAGAAGGCUGUCUAGCCAGCUGUGUGGACAGAUUCAUUGAUACCACAUUAUCCAUCACUAACCGCUUUGCUCAGGUUGUACAGAAAGGAGGACACUGACUACUGCAUUUCCCAGCUCCGGACAACCUAAUCUUUCCUGUUGAGCUCAAUGGACUUAUCAGCUGUCAGUGGAGCAUCAUCAUCUGUUCUAAGCUACAUUUUAUGUGACACUUUCACGAAAUGCAGAAGUGGUUGAACAAUCAUUUGCGGAAAGCACAACUGUCCCUGUGAAUUCUUUAGCUGCAUUGAACUGUUCAUAAAUGUGUCAUCGUACUGCAAUUUAAUAAAGCAUCAGGAACACUUGUCCAAACAAGUCUUGCGAUGUGAAAGUGUGUAUCACUGCUUUUCUACGUCUUUUAUCUAAUUAGAGGAAAGUAGAGAAGAGAUGUGCUUGCUACUGACACAGGGGAUGGGCAUAGUAUCUUAGCAUCAAAAUUAAAUUUUAAAAAUGUAAUAUGAAUAUAAAUGUUUUCAAUGAACUAAUAAAUUAAUGAAAACA